Striga hermonthica is the source of this 459-nucleotide messenger RNA. NCBI's taxonomy places the organism in Eukaryota, Viridiplantae, Streptophyta, Magnoliopsida, Lamiales, Orobanchaceae. The record is from the annotation of a GenBank genome assembly.
AUGGCUCCACUGAAGAAGCGUAAAGGGAGUUUCGAAAGGACUCCAUUAAACGAUGAAAUAAUAUCGAUAUCGAGUACUUCAAAGAUGCAGUCCAAGACGAACAAGAAAUGUGAUGACCAAAUACCAGUCAUAGUUGAAGCAAACGGGAUUACGAAUGACUUUUCAACGAAGAAUAAGAGCAAGAGAGGGAAAGUGAUAAUGGAGGGGUCACGGUGCAGCCGAAUAAACGGGCGAGGGUGGCGGUGCCACCAGCCGACACUUGUCGGCUACUCUUUGUGUGAGCAUCAUUUGGGGAAGGGGCGGCUGAGAAGUGUGGCUGCCAAUCGGCAAGUGCCGGAAAUGAGUGGGCUGCCACCUUUGUCGGAGGCUGAGCAGCCGGCUUUGACGGUCAGGAAGAAGAGGAAUAAGGUUGGGGUGGUGAAAGCUAGAUCGAUGAGCAGCUUGCUAAGCCAGAUUUGA